AUGGCGACUCAGUACGAACUACCGUUCACGCUAUCCGAUCCCACACUGCUGCAUUUCGACUCCUUCAUCGGCGAUAAAUGGAUCGGUGCAAAGAGCGGGAAGCGAUUUGAAGUACUUGACCCCGGUAGCGACAAGGCGUGGGCCAGCUGCCCCGCCAACGCAGCAGAAGAUGUAUCGACUGCAGUAGAAUCUGCGCACGCGGCAUUCGAGCAAUUCCGCAAAGUCAACCCACGCCAGCGCGCGAAGUGGCUGCUCGAGUGGCACAGUUUGACAACGGCGGCGCGCGAUGACCUCGCCCAGAUCGUAACCCAUGAGACUGGAAAGCCAUUGGCAGAAGCAUAUGGAGAGAUCGACUAUUCACUAGGCUUCUUGUGGUGGUUCGCUGGAGAAGCAGAGCGCAUUCAGGGCACUGUGUCAACAGCCGCUGCACCAAACCGACGUCUGUUCACUAUCAAGCAGCCGAUCGGCGUGGCUGCCGCGCUGGUUCCAUGGAACUUCCCCGUUGCUAUGGUUCUUCGGAAAGUGAGCGCUGCAAUGGCAGCUGGCUGUACAAUGGUGGUGAAACCCAGCCCAGAGACACCUAUCUCUGCACUUGUACUGGCGGAACUGGCUCGUCGGGCCGGUAUCCCAGCUGGAGUGUUCAAUGUGUUGACUACAGAUCUUGAAAAUACCCCGCCGCUGAGCGAGGCGCUGUGCAAGCACCCACUUGUCAAGAAGGUGACAUUCACUGGAUCAACCCGGGUUGGCAAGCUGGUAGCAUCGCACUGUGCACACGGUCUCAAGAAGCUGACCCUCGAGCUGGGCGGUAACUGUCCCUUCAUUGUCUUCAACGAUGCCAACCUUGACCAAGCGAUUGAGCAGUUGAUGGCCCUGAAGUGGCGUCAUGCUGGCCAGGCUUGUAUUACUGCCAACCGAAUCUACGUCCAGGAGGGAAUUUACGAUCGCUUUGCUACUCUUCUCAAGGAACGGACCGCUGCUCUGGUUGUUGGUCAUGGCGCUGCUGCUGGAACCACAAUGGGCCCAUUGACGACGCCUCAAAGUCUCAAAAAGGCAUCUUCCCAGGUCGAGGACGCUCGUCGUCUCGGUGCCGACGUUAUCUUGGGUGGUAACCCGCUAACAUCAAAGCCCGGGUACUUCUUUGAGCCCACUAUUCUCUCGGGAAUGACCGAAGAGAUGCUCAUCUCGCAGGAGGAGUCUUUCGCUCCCAUUGCUGCACUAUACAAGUUUGAGACUGAGGAUCAAGCUGUUAAAUUGGCCAAUGAUACCAGCAUGGGUCUGGCUAGCUAUGCAUUCACCAAAAAUAUCGAUCGCAUGUGGCGUUUAUUGGAGAACUUGGAGGCCGGAAUGAUCGGAAUGAACACUGGUAAUCAAUCUGCUGCCGAAUCGCCCUUCGGCGGUAUUAAGGAGUCUGGAUAUGGCAAAGAAAGCGGAAAGGACGUGGCCGUCAACGAGUACUUGGUCACCAAAACGGGAACCUUCACCAUUGAGGGACAGUAUUAA
This is a messenger RNA of Penicillium paradoxum, 1500 nucleotides long. RefSeq names its product NAD-dependent succinate-semialdehyde dehydrogenase. Lineage: Eukaryota; Fungi; Ascomycota; Eurotiomycetes; Eurotiales; Aspergillaceae. The record is from RefSeq and is a predicted model, not a curated record. Gene Ontology annotation, molecular function: succinate-semialdehyde dehydrogenase (NAD+) activity. The coding region runs from base 1 to 1500 and encodes 499 amino acids. The transcript has 4 exons.